Molecule: messenger RNA, 5729 nt
Organism: Pangasianodon hypophthalmus (striped catfish)
Lineage: Eukaryota; Metazoa; Chordata; Actinopteri; Siluriformes; Pangasiidae
Product: up-regulator of cell proliferation
Exons: 4
Coding region: 519-5186 (1555 amino acids)
Molecular function (GO): GTP binding
Source: RefSeq, a predicted model, not a curated record
AGUUUUGGGAAUAUUCUUCCCAAGGCAGAUAAUGGCUCCAGUCAUGUUGAUUUUUAGAGCAGUAAGACAUCUAUCUUCUUCAUCAGCGCUUGUUCUCUUUUCAAAAUUUUCGCGCCGUGACCACGGUGGCGGAAACCUUCAUGACGUAGCCCUGACAUAGCAAUGUGGACUUACUAGGCCGUCUCAUUCUAGCGUUCAAUGCUGAGGAGGAGUCUAGCAUAGAAGCCUCAAAAGGACUGUUCUGUGAAGGACGCAGCCUCACUAGGAAGCAGCCUAGUGUAUUUGCAGGUUGUGUUUGUGUGCAUCUGAAGCGAACAGAAUAUUGUGGUCGCAAACUACAGCCAGUGUUUCGCUUUGUGUGUGUGUCAUGUCUUCAGCCCCUACAUUGUGUGGGCUGUUUGCUGUUUACGGGGACUCAGACAGGUAUUUAUGAAAGUCUGUAAUAACCACAAACUUAUGGUGAAGAAAGAUCGGAUGACACCGAUGAAAUAAAACACUGUGGCUCAGGAUCAGCACGGAUGGAGUUAAUGCAGCUCAAAGAUGGGUUUCUUGCAUUUCUGAAAACACUGGGACUUGAACAAUACUACCCAAACAAGCUGACUCUGAGGUCUUUGCUGGAGAUCAAUAGUGCUAGUUUAUCUGAUGAAGAGGUUCACUCACUGCAAGCAAUACCAUGGGCUUUCCUAUGCAAAUUACUGAUGGUUAAUUCAAAUUCAAGAUCUAUAAUAUGUGUACUAGGUGAAAAUAAUGAAACAGGUGAUUUGUUUGCUGAGCAGGACUGUGAUGGUACUCCAAAUCUUCUAGAUCUCCACACUGCCCUCUUUGUCUGUGCAGACAGUUUCCUUCAGCAAGAAAUGGCACUUAAGAUGUCAAUGUGCCAGUUUGCAGUACCAUUUGUGUUACCUCAAGGAGUACAUAAUCAAUGCAUCCUUAUGUUAUGGGCUCUUCGAGGUAUCCUGAAAGAAUGGCGUCCCCAUUCAAUGUCAGAAUCUAAAGGCUUUGUUGAAGACAGUGUUGUUCAUGCGGAAAUUCCCUUGAUAUCAUUUGUGAGGCUAAGCAACUGCAGCUUGUCCAAGUCACAGGUUUUGAACCAAGUGCUCAACACGUCACAGCAGCAUCAUGAUUUUUUUUCUCAUCGAGAAAUGAUUGGAGGAUCUGCUCCCAGGGUAAUUUCUAAUGGCAUGGUUGAAAUAUGCUGGAAUCUGCCAAGUGGAAACAACAGCAUUGAUGUCUUUCCUGAGCCAGUGGCUGUUGCUAAUUUAAGAGGAGAUAUUUGCACUUUUGAAACACAAUUCAGUUUCCUUACGCAAGUGACAACAGCUGUCUUUGUUUUCCUGGACAGUGUUAAUGAAAAUGAGCAAAGGCUGUUUGCCUCUUUACAAGAAAUGAAGUCCAAAAUCUUUCUUGUGGUCAAUGCUAAGAGAAAUAUGAGCCAGAAUAUGAAGUCAUCCAUUAAAGCAGCAAUUGAUACUCUGCAGUUGGAAAGAGAUCACAUCAUUCCAAAAACCCAAAACAUGAAUUUGGCUACUUUCUCAAAGACGAUCACUUCUGUCAUUAAAAAAGUGCUAAGUGAGCAUCACAGAUCAUAUGAAAUCGAGGCUAUGAAGAGAAUUGCUCAAGAAUUAGGUCUUGGCAUUGAUGAAAGUGAAAACAAAGCCUCAAUAUCAGCAGAAGAAACAGCAGAGAAAAUUAUGAAAAAUAUUGGCGUUCGUCCCAUAGUGGAAUAUAAAAAGACACGGCUGCCACUUCAAGGUGAAAACUGGAAAAGACUGGCUCGCAUAGAAAAAGAGCAAUGCCGAUUACAACAUUCAAGGGAACUGAGUUUGGAAGAAUAUAAGGUCCAACUUCAAAAGGACAAAGAUGAAAUUCGGAAGAAACAAAGCCAGUAUAAGAUGACUGAAACAAUGGACAUCUUAAUAAAGACAUUGUCGACCUCUGAUGACACUGAGCGAGCCUUUUUUCUCAGAUGGCUGGGACUAAAGCUGGACUUGCGAUCACGCAAACACAUGGCAAACCUACGGCACAAAUAUACACGGUGUGAACAACAGAAAGACAGAGAUGCUAUAGCCCGAUUAGACCAGGAGCUUCUUGAUUGUUCUCUUGGCAUAGAGCAUUACAUGAGAGAAAUGGGACAAGUCUAUGAGGCUGCUUCAUUUGCUUCAACUAAAAUGUCUGACAAAAUUCUCAGUCUCCCUACUCUGGCUGCCAAAAUGCUUCUGGCUGGGUUUCCUCUUGAACUACUUGAUGGAGAUGCAUCAAAUAUCCCAGAGAAAUGGGUGAGUGAUGUUCUCAUGGAGCUUCACAGGAUGGUUGGGGAGAAGAGCCGUUUGCUGGUUCUGACAGUGUUAGGGGUUCAGAGUACUGGUAAAUCAACACUGCUCAACACCAUGUUUGGAGUUCAGUUUGCAGUGAGCAGUGGACGAUGCACACGUGGAGCGUACAUGAUUUUCCUUCCUGUGGGUAAAGACUUGAAGGAGGAGUUACUUUGUGACUUUAUCCUUCUGAUUGAUACAGAGGGUUUGAAAUCACCAGCACUGGCACAACUGGAAGACAGUUAUGAGCAUGACAAUGAAUUGGCCACGUUUGUGAUUGGUCUUAGUGAUGUAACCAUCAUCAAUGUAGCAAUGGAGAAUUCGACAGAGAUGAAGGAUGUCUUGCAGAUAGCGGUUCAUGCCUUUUUACGGAUGAACGAAGUUGGUAAAAAAACAGUUUGUCAUUUUGUCCACCAAAAUGUUGCUGGUGUAUCUGCACAUGACAAAAACAUGACAGACCGAAAAAAUCUCCUGGAACAAUUAAAUGAGAUGACAGUGAUUGCAGCUGAGAUGGAAAAGCAGCCUAACGUGAAGAAAUUCACUGAUGUCUUGGAUUAUGAUGUGGAAAAGAAUAACUGGUAUAUACCAGGCCUAUGGCAUGGCACACCUCCAAUGGCACAAGUUAAUGCAGGCUACAGUGUGGCUGUGUUUGAUUUUAAGAAAAACCUCUUGGAGAUGCUCAAAGCAAGAAAACAACCCUCCCAGAUCCCAGAGUUCCUGCAAUGGAUGAGUAGCUUGUGGAGGGCAGUGAAGUUUGAGAACUUCAUCUUUAGUUUCAGAAACAGUCUUGUGGCCCAUGCGUAUGACAACCUUUGCAAAGAGUUUUCAGACUGGGAGUGGUCUUUCAGAAGACACAUCUUCUCUUUGCUUCGUACUGCAGAAGUUCAAAUAUCUAACACUGAUACCAGUUGUAUUCAUGAGGUUGUUGAUGCACUUAAAAAAAAUUCAGAUAAAGAGAUCACGCUUCAAACAAAAGCAAUUACUGAGAAAUUGAAAGACUACUACAAAAGGAAAGACCGUUAUGUGCACUUGGUUGAAAAGUACAAAGCUGAUUUUACCAAUAGCAUUAAAUCUCUGGAGACUGAAAUGAAGCAUGAAGUAAGGAAGAGAUUAGAUGCUGCUCUUAAUAUAAGACAAAACAAGGAGAAAGUAGAAGGAAUUCAUAGUAAGCAAGCUUCUAUGAUUGAGCGCCAAGUCCUCGAAUUACUGCAGAACUACAAACAGCGAAAAGUUGAGGUGUCUGAUGAGGAUCUCAAAGCUGAUUUUGAGAGAAUGUGGCGAAAAGAGGUGGCAAACAUCACUGGUCUAAAAGAAAGAGAUGUUGCUUCUGAUGUUUUUAAUCAAUUGCAAGCAAGUUUAGGAAAUCGGAAAAUCAUGGAGGAUUUACUAAAUGUUGACAAUGUGACACAAUGUGGGCAAGUAGAUUUCAAAGCCAGGAAAACACAUGUGAAAUUGGGAAAAUUAAAAGGUUUAGUAUAUGCGCACCGUAGUGCAAAGCAUGAUCUACAGCUUAUUGCAGAUGAUGCAAUUACCGAUUGCAAUAGAUUGAUUGAAGAGUUUACACAAUCCAACAGUAAUUAUCAAGAGACAUUUACAAAAGCUCUGCUUGAUGCAAUUGAUGUACAACUCAAAAAUGCAUGUGAUAAAUUCAAUACCAAAUUUGAAAUUGACCUGAAAUUGCACAUUUGUGGCAUUGCCUCUCGGAAAUUUCUUGAGAUGAACAGGAAGUAUGUCAUUGAGCAUGAUCCGUUACAAUGUUUACAGAAAUUUAAGAAUCAGUACCUCUCUGAUUUCAUUGAUUUGUACAAAGAGAGGGAUCAGUGUCAAAGGAAAGCACAAGACUUCACUCAGCUCUGUCUCAAGCCAGCAGUGACUGAAUACAUCAACCAGUCUAUUGGACCUGACAUUGUUGAUGCAGUUUUGGAGAAUAAGACUACUGAGUAUAGUUCACGAGCACUAUUUCAGUACACCAUCCUGAAGGAACUACUGGAAAAAUCGAAUUUCUGUGAUUUUGCAGAGUACAUUUUGCAUUAUGAGAAUUAUGCCAAAGAUUGGAUAUACAAUCACAUUGUUAAAUGCUUUUCCAAAGACAUGUCUCUGCAAAAAUUGAAAAAGAAGAAGCUGGAAAUCAUAAUCAAAAAGAUCACUGAAGCAGUUGAAACUUGUAAGCAUGAAGACAAUGGGUCUCCUUUGCCCAAUAAUGCAGAAGGUACCACAAUUUUGAUCCAGAACCUGUGCAAAGCUAUGAGCCAUGUCAUCUCAAUAUCCAUGAACACUGUGGAGAGGGUCCUGUUUCAGAACACAAGCUGUUGUGAUCCAUUUAGCAAAAGUCUCUAUGAAUGUAUUGAUGACCUGAAACAGCAAAUAGAAAAGGAGAUCUCAACUGAUAUCACUGAGACACUGAAAAAUGUGUCAGUAAAACCCCAAGAUGAGCUUUUCAAGAGGGUGUUUGGUUGUGGAGUGCAGUGUCCCUUUUGCAAAACACCAUGUGAGGCAGGAGGAAAGAAACAUAAGCUACACCACGCAGCUGUGCAUAGACCACAAGGACUUUGUGCCUAUAGAAAUUUCGUGACUAAUAUUCUUUGUGAAGAGAUUUGUACAUCUAGUGUACAUGGCAAAGGGACGUUUCAAAACCGUGAAACAGAUUUCCAACCUCAUCCAUACAAAGACUACCAGAAAUACUAUCCAGACUGGCAUAUUGCACCUGACAUGUCUAUAGAGGCCUCUGAUUACUGGAAGUAUGUGCUGGUGACAUUCAAUAAGCAAUUUGCUGAAAGAUAUAAAGCAUUGCCAGCUGUGUAUCCAGAUGUGUGGAAUGGAAUCACUAAAGAGCAGGCUUUGAUUAGUCUGAAGCAUGUGUUUAAUGUUAAAUAAUGGAUGACCUGGCAAAAUAUCACUGCAGAAAUACUGCCAUUCAUGAAGAGGACAACUCCAUCACUCACAGUUCCAUCACUAAUGGUAUUGCUCAGAUGAAUCAGGAACUGGAGCGCUAGUUAUGUCUGAUUGCUGACUGUUGAGACAUCUUCUUACUUACUAUUACCUAUAUAUAGAAUCAGUGUUACGAAAAGUGAUUUUUGGGGAUUUAAAUGCUUUUUAAUAAACAUUUUAUCUGUAUGUCUACAAUGAUAAAAAAAAUUAAAAAGUGUAGUUAGGAUUUUUAUAACAUUUUGAUGUUAAUUCAAAUGUUACAAUUAUGUUUAUUAAUUACUUGGUUACAAUUAUUAUAACUUUGUUAUAAAUGUUACAAUUAUGUUUAGUGACUACUUUCCAAAUUCAAAUGAAUGCAUUAUUCAGAACAUAUUGUAUGAACGUAUGAGUAUAUUCAUGAACUAACUGCUUAAACAACACAUACUUUAUCAAUCUGUCAAUCAAAAUUAGUUGCAAAGGCAAGUGUUAUUGCAAUGUGAUUUACAAAUA